UCCGGGAAAGUGGAACGUAAAGAUUCUUGAAGUCAUGCUUGAAUGGGGUUCCUUCUAUCAUAAUGAGGAGGGUGAAGAGGACAAUGAACAAGAAGAUGGAGAUGGGGAGCCUGGGGAGUUUCGCUUUGCUGGUAGAGAUAGCAUUAUUUUCCUGGUUGAUGCCUCAAAGUCAAUGUUUGAUAGUCUAAGUGAUGAUGACUUACCUCCUUUUGAAAUAGCACUACAGUGUAUUCGUAGUGUUUACACAAGCAAGAUUAUCAGCAGUGACCGUGACCUUUUAUCUGUGGUGUUUUUUGGUACCCGAGAAAGCAAAAAUUCUGACCCGUUUAAGCACAUAUAUGUUCUUCAUGAUCUGGAUACACCAGGAGCAAAACGAGUUCUGGAUCUAGAUAACUACAGAGAAGAAAAGGGAAGGUCUUUUUUCUCCAACACCAUAGGCCAUUCAAUGGAUUACUCCCUGGGAGAAGCUCUUUGGCAAUGCUCAAACCUCUUUAGCAAUGUUAAGUUGAAACUGAGUCAUAAACGUAUUAUGCUGUUCACCAAUGAAGACAAUCCACAUUUCACUGAUGCUGCCAAAACCACACAAGCAAGAGCCAAGGCAAGAGACCUUCGUGAAACCGGUAUCAUCUUGGAUCUAUUGCACCUUGAAAAGCCUGGUGGUUUUAACAUCUCUCUAUUCUAUCGUGAUAUUGUAAACACUGAUGAGGAUGAGGAUCUUGGUGUUCAGCAUUCGGCUUCCAGGAAAUUGGAUGACCUAAUGAGAAGAGUGCGGGCCAAAGAAAGCAAAAAGCGGGCUCUAUGCAGACUCUCAUUGAAGUUGGGUGAUGAUGUCAGUCUUACGGUUGGUGUUUAUAACCUGUUGCAGAAAGCUAUGAAGCCACCUCCCGUCAAGCUUUACCGCGAGUCCAAUGAGCCUGUAAAAACCAAAACACGUUCUUUCAAUAGGGAGAAUGGAAGUUUGCUUCUACCCAGUGACACAAAAAGAUCACAGGUACAGACAGAACAAAAAAUAAACAAUAAGCCACAGACCUCGGAGCUCAUCACCGUCAGCUACAACCCGCGGCAUACGGCACUUUCCACCGACGCUGAGAAAGCGUUCGACCGAGUGCUUUCACGCCUACAAACGGAUUUUCCCUUUGCGUGGGCUCGCGACCACCUUAAAUACCUGGGGACUAAAAUCACACCAGACAUUCAAGACUUAUAUUCGGCCAACUUUGCGCCAUUACUUACGGAACUCUUCGCAGACCUCAAACGUAGCAGCACCCUAUUCCAUGCAUUGCUUCUUAAAUGCCUAGAAAAACAAGUGAUGGCCAUCUGCAGAUACACUCCUAGGAGGAAUACACCCCCUCGCUUUGUGGCUUUGGUGCCACAAGAAGAAAAACUAGAUGAGAACAAUUCACAGAUAAAACCCCCAGGUUUCAAUCUUAUUUUUAUUCCAUUUGCUGAUGACAUUCGUAAAAUUGGAGGUCCAGAAAAAGUUCCUGCCCGAGAUGAGCAGGUGGAUAAAAUGAAAGAAAUUGUGCACAAAAUGAGAUUUAAAUACAGGAGUGAAGCCUUUGAGAAUCCUGCACUACAGCAGCAAUUCCGAAACCUGGAGGCUCUUGCACUUAAUUUACUGGAACCUGAACCCAUUGAAGAUCUGACAUUGCCAAAGACUGAAAUGAUAGAUAAUCGUUUGGGUAAUCUAUCAGAGGAGUUUAAGGAUCUGGUGUAUCCACCCGGUUAUAACCCUGAAGGCAAAUCUGUAAAAAGAAAACAAGGUGAAGGUGACGGUCAAGCCGGGAAGAAAGCUAAAGUUGAGACUUCUAUGUCAGAAGAUGAGCUUAGGGCCAGUGUGAAGAAUGGAACACUGGGAAAAUUGACUGUGCCUGUGUUAAAGGAACUGUGUCGGGGUUAUGGUCUGAAGGGUGGGAAAAAGCAAGAAUUGGUGGAUGCUCUUGUUGGAUACUUUAAUAAAAACUGAGCAUAUGAUUGUUGCACUAAUGGUCUGAUUGUACAAUAUUUCAAUCAGAUU
This is a messenger RNA of Nanorana parkeri, 2014 nucleotides long. RefSeq names its product X-ray repair cross complementing 6 (gene XRCC6). Gene Ontology annotation, biological process: telomere maintenance; cellular response to X-ray; cellular response to gamma radiation. Gene Ontology annotation, cellular component: nucleus; Ku70:Ku80 complex. Lineage: Eukaryota; Metazoa; Chordata; Amphibia; Anura; Dicroglossidae. The transcript is spliced from 14 exons. Bases 35 to 1963 code for a protein of 642 amino acids. The record is from RefSeq and is a predicted model, not a curated record. Gene Ontology annotation, molecular function: double-stranded DNA binding; damaged DNA binding; DNA helicase activity.